AUGGCGCAGAUCUCGCAGGAGUCUCUCGACAAGGGUGUCAUCUGCUCAUCCGCGGGUAACCACGCGCAGGGCGUCGCGCUCGCCGCCAGGCAGCUCGGAUGCGACGCGGUGAUCUGCAUGCCGGUGACGACCCCGGGCAUCAAGGUCGAGGCGGUGAGGAGGCUCGGCGCCACCGUCGCGUUGGAGGGGGAGAACUACGACGCGUGCCAGGCGUACGCCAAGCGCCGCGCCGAGGAGGAGGGGAGGACGUUUGUGCCGCCGUUUGACGAUCCGCUCGUGGUGGCGGGGCAGGGUACGGUCGGCAUGGAGGUGGUGCGCCAGCUUCCCAGCGUGGAGUACGUGUUCGUUCCAGUCGGCGGCGGCGGUCUCAUCGCGGGUAUCGCCGCGUACAUCAAGUCCAUCCGGCCGGACGUGAAGGUCAUCGGCGUGGAGCCGGAGGGUGCCAACGCGAUGCUGCAGUCGCUCUUCCACGGCAAGAUCUGCAGGCUGAACAAGGUGGACGGGUUCGCCGACGGCGUGGCGGUUCGGCAGGUUGGGGACGUGUGCUUCGACCUCUGCCAGCAGCUGGUGGACGGGGUCAUGACGGUCAAGACGGAUGAGAUCUGCGCGGCGAUCAAGGACGUCUUCGAGGAGACCCGAUCCAUCCUCGAGCCCGCGGGCGCGGUGGCGGUCGCGGGGGCCAAGCUGUACGGGCAGGUGCACGGGAUCGAGGGUAAUGUGGUGGCCAUCACGUCGGGCGCGAAUAUGAACUUUGAUCGCCUGCGCGUCGUGUCUCAGCUCGCCGACGGGGGUCUGAAGCAGGAGGCUACCCUGCUGAGCAUCAUACCUGAGCGCAACGGCUCGUUCAAGCACUUCGUCGAGCUCGUCGGUACCGACGUGAACUUUACCGAGUUCAAGUACAGGGUCACCGAGUCUGCGGAUGCCGUGGUGCUCUACUCCGUCUCGGUGGAUGACGAGAAGGACCUCGAGGCCUGCAUAAAGAACCUGAGGGAGAACGGCAUCAACACCGAGAACCUGACCGAGGACGAGGCCACCCAGCUGCACCUCAGGCACAUGGUGGGCGGGUCGACAGGGGUGAGCAACGAGCGCUGCUAUAAGGUGGAGAUUCCCGAGCGCGCGGGUGCGCUCGAUACGUUCCUCAACGCGGUAUCCCCCAAGUUCCAGAUCACCAUGACGCACUACCGCUCGGACGGCACUGCGCAGGGUAAGGUGCUCUUCGGCAUCAAGGUGCCAGACACGGAGCGUCCGGCGCUAGAGCAGGCGCUCAACAGCACGGAGAUGCAGUGGGAGGAUAUGACCGAUACCAUGGCGUUCAAGCUGCUGUACGGGUGCGAGAGGUCUGGCGCUUGUGAGAUAAACUUUGGAGCUGACGAGAAGCUCACGCCGCCGUGAAACUGUGUUGAUUUUUUAUUCAACUUGAUUCUUUGUUCCCACUACAA
This is a messenger RNA of Micromonas commoda, 1439 nucleotides long. RefSeq lists its product with no specific name. Gene Ontology annotation, molecular function: threonine deaminase activity. Lineage: Eukaryota; Viridiplantae; Chlorophyta; Mamiellophyceae; Mamiellales; Mamiellaceae. The transcript has a single exon. Gene Ontology annotation, biological process: L-threonine catabolic process. The record is from RefSeq and is a predicted model, not a curated record. The coding region runs from base 1 to 1392 and encodes 463 amino acids.